AUGUUAGUAGAAGAGGUUCCUAAAUCCACAAAUGCUAAAACUUCUACUAUUUAUUUUAGCUCCUCGAUCAAUUUAACUGCUCGGCUGUUAGGGAAAUCAAACACUGCUGGUGAUUCAUCCCUGGGAUUAUCAAACAAGAAAGGAAGAGCAAAAGUGAAUUAUAACCUUAACCAAUUAAUGAAUGCACAAACUAUGACAAAUGAACCUACAAAUAAAACAGGUACCUUAAAAUCCACCCAGCAAGUUCAGUUGGAAAGAUUAGUAUCAAAAAGACUCGUUGAUUUAAACCAUGAAACGUCUACAAAGGGAUUUGAAUUGCCUAAAAAUUUCACAUAUACUAGCAUUCAUUCAAAAGGGUCUCAGAAGGUAUCACAUAAGUCAAGAUUGGGUAACACUCCAACAACAAAAAGAAUACUUGCUGCUCGAAGAAACUUGAAUCUGUAUUAUGAAGAAGAAAGAAACUUGAUAUCCAUAAAUACCAUUCUUGGAUUAAACUAUCAAUUUGUGGAUUUUACCGAGGUUGAUAAGAACAAAAGAAGAAAAUUUGAGAGAGUUAGACCAAAGAUUAGACUCUGUAGUAUUUGUGGAGACAAAUCAAACUACUCAAGAUGUCCUCUAUGUGGACUUUACUAUUGUAGUGUAAAGUGCAAUAAUUUACACCAAGAACUGAGAUGUGCAUAA
Molecule: messenger RNA, 681 nt
Organism: Candida tropicalis MYA-3404
Lineage: Eukaryota; Fungi; Ascomycota; Pichiomycetes; Serinales; Debaryomycetaceae
Exons: 1
Coding region: 1-681 (226 amino acids)
Biological process (GO): chromatin remodeling
Cellular component (GO): Swr1 complex
Molecular function (GO): nucleosome binding
Source: RefSeq, a predicted model, not a curated record